AUGGCGCAUAAUCUCGCACCCAUGCCGCCUCCAGGCCUAAUGGUGUAUCGAGGCUUCAUGGCCGAACAGCCCGAGACCUUUCUCUUCAAAAGCCGAGAUUUGUGGUCUUCGAAAGCGUCGUUUUCUAUUAGCCGGGCGACACCGUCUGGUGAGGUCUUGGCCCCGUUUCUGGAUCUGAAAGAGGGGCCGAGAGAUAACGUUGUGUUUCGGACGCUGGAUGGGUACGAAGUCAUGCGCAUCAUACGCAAUAGGCGGAGUUGGAGCGGCAAGGGGGCAAAGUAUUAUGGGAUGAGAGGGGAAGAGGAGAUUUGGCAGUUGAGGUUGGUGAGGGGGUUGAAGGGGACGAGUUACGAGCUUGAUAUUCAUGAUCGUGCUGCCUAUGGGUGGCGGGUCGAGGUGCAUAAUAAAGUGCAAGGCCAGGAAAAGGGCAUCCUGGUUGAAGGUAAUCCUGUGUCCACCAUGUCUCGGUUUCAAGAAUGGAAACAUAUAUCCCGGCAGGAUAUCGUACAUGUUGCGCCUGGAAUGGAUAUCAUGAUUGCGCUGGGGGUGGCCUGGAUCAGAGCGGAUAAGCAGGAGCAGGAUACUCAGACUGUGGCUGCUCUUGUCUAG
This is a messenger RNA of Plenodomus lingam JN3, 609 nucleotides long. Lineage: Eukaryota; Fungi; Ascomycota; Dothideomycetes; Pleosporales; Leptosphaeriaceae. The record is from RefSeq and is a predicted model, not a curated record.